This is a messenger RNA of Colletotrichum paranaense, 489 nucleotides long. RefSeq lists its product as uncharacterized. The coding region runs from base 1 to 489 and encodes 162 amino acids. The transcript is spliced from 3 exons. Lineage: Eukaryota; Fungi; Ascomycota; Sordariomycetes; Glomerellales; Glomerellaceae. The record is from RefSeq and is a predicted model, not a curated record.
AUGUCUCUCUUUCUCACCUUCCCACCUACUCCGAACGAUGCAGACCGUAAGUCACACGGUACUUACACUAGUUUGUACACCUCACCGUCGCGCCGCCCGUUGUUUCCUUGCACCGGUGACCUCAGACCUGGCGCUGUCCAUUCGAGCAGCAAGGUCAAUGCUAAGUCUCGAGUCUCUUGCCCUCUCAUUGGUAUCAGGCUAAUAAUCUUGAUGACAGUUCAUCUUCGUAUCGUCAAGAAGGGGGGCCCUUCCAACAAGGGUUCCCGCCGCUCCUGCAUGGGCCGUCGAAGAAACCACAAACCGUCGCCCGGGCCUCCUAACUUCCGUACAACUCUUCCGCCCUACGCUGAUUGCGAUGAUGAUGAUCCGUACGAAUUAGGAAAGAAAAAUGAAAUGAGAUUCGACUCUUCGAGUGGCCGAGAACGCCGUUUCGUCUGGCUUGGUCAAUCCAUCGUCUUCUUCAAUCUCCAAGCGCGACAAUUCCGAUGA